AUGCCGAUUGUUGCCGCUAAAGGAGGGGUUUCAACGGGGAGCGCCGGUUCGGCGAGCAGCGUUCCAAGGCGCUCGAAUCCCAAGGGCCGUAGUACCAAACGUAGCAUCCUCCCCGUCGCCUUGGGAAUCUCCGCAUGCUCCGACCAGGAGAUACGACAAGGCCCGCCGCCCGGAAGCAUGGACGAGCCGGUCUUAUCCGCCGCUGACGUGGCGCUGUUUGAUAGGGUGCGGAGAUUGUACCCCGACGGGCAGCCCAAGGGGAGCGGCCAGGGGGAGGAGGACCGAGUCGCCUUCUUAUUCCUGACACGUGGACCCAUGCCUCUGAGUAAACUAUGGGAGAGAUACCUUCGGGGCCACGAGCAGCGGUAUUCGGUGUACGUGCAUGCAACGCCAGGGUUCCAGUAUCCCUUGGACUCGUCGCCUGUGUUCUACGCGCGGGAGAUCCCCAGCGAGAAGGUGCAGUGGGGCGACCCCUCCAUGGUGGCAGCGGAGCGACGGCUGCUGGCGAACGCACUGCUGGACCCCGCCAACAAGCGCUUCCUCAUUCUCUCUGAGUCGUACGUGGGAGGGGAAGGGGGGGGGGGGGGAAGGGGAUGGGAUGAAGUGAAUGCAUGGGUGCAGUGGGGCGACCCCUCCAUGGUGGCAGCAGAGCGACGGCUGCUGGCGAACGCGCUGCUGGACCCGGCCAACAAGCGCUUCCUCAUUCUCUCUGAGUCUGCGUGCAACAACGACUGGAACUGCAUGGGGCACUACAGCAGUCGCAUGCAGCCGCAAGUGCCAAGGAACCAGUGGAGCAAAGGCUCUCAGUGGUGGGCGCUGACAUGGCACCACGCCUUCCUUGCGGCCACGGACAGAACCAUCUACCCCACCCUUGCCAGGUGGUGCAAGGGUGACAACUGGCACCGGCACUGCUAUUUGGAUGAGCAUUAUUUUCAAACCCUACUCAAGAUCAAAGACCCAGACCACGUGGCGAGGAGAGGGCCAACAUGGGCGAUGUGGUCAGGGGGGGCACACCCAGUGGAGUAUACACGGGAGCAGCUCACCCCGCGCUUCCUCACGUCUGUCAAGUGGGACUCCAAGUGCUCCUGGGGUGGUUACCAGAACUCCUGCUUCCUUGUUCUUAGGAAGAUUGCACCCAGCUCGCUACAGACUCUGCUUAAUUACACUCCAGAAGAGCUUGGUUACUGA
This is a messenger RNA of Closterium sp. Yama58-4, 1188 nucleotides long. The record is from the annotation of a GenBank genome assembly. NCBI's taxonomy places the organism in Eukaryota, Viridiplantae, Streptophyta, Zygnematophyceae, Desmidiales, Closteriaceae.